UAGCGCAUACCCACCUUUGCUACCUUGCUUCUCCACCCACCACCCUUUCAGAUCUUUGUCCUGGCUCCGCCUCUCGCCGGCGUUAUAAUGGGCUGGUCUGAAAGUGGUGGAGAGAGACAGAACCACAGGGGAAGAGAGCGAUAAUGACAAUAACACUAAUAACCCCAAUAACCCGGCUGCUGCCCGCGCCGCAGCGAGGAGCCAGCCCUCCGUCCCGGCACUGACGGGGGCCGAAGCCGGAGGAAAGAAGAGGAGUCACGCCGACGUCCCCCCCAGAGCUUCUCCCCGCGCCCGGGGAGCGCCGGACGGUAACAUCGGCAGCGCCCCGACGAGGACCGGCCUCGCGGGGGGGGGGACGCGGAGAGGAGCCGGCUCCGGCAGCCGCCCGCCCGCUCGCACCGGCUCCGCGGGGGCCUCCUCGCCCCUCUCCUGCGGCCCCAUGGAGCAGCCAGAGUAAGCAGCCAGACGAAGAAAAAGGGGGGGCGGAAAGAGAGAGAGCGAGCGAGCGAGCGCCCCGCCGGGGGAGAAGGAGGUGGAAGCCGGAGGAAGCGCCCCGUUCGCCGCCGAGGGCGGCUGGGCACCGCCGCCCGUCCCCGGCGUCCAGCGGCGGCGAAGAGGCCAGCUCCCCCCCCCCCGCCAGCGACCCCCGGACCGGCCGGGUGAGGCGGGCGCGGAGCCCCGCUGCCCUGCCCGCCGCCGCGGAGCUGUCCAAGCCGGCGCGGGGUCAGAAGCCCCCUCCCCGCCCCGGGGUCGCCUCGCCGCCCCCCGCCGCCCCUGAGGCCGCGCCGAGGGGCGGAGGUCGCGCCCGCCCAGCGGAGCCGCGGGGUGCGGGGGGGCCGCCGCCGCCGCCAUGAAGCUGGAGGUGUUCUCGCAGCACUACGAGGACAAGCUGAGCGCCGGUAGCGACCAGGAAGGCAGCGGCUCCCUCUCCCCGGCGCCGGCCGAGAGCGAGCUGGGCUCGGACGGCGACUGCGCCGCCAACAGCCCGGGCGGCGGGGCCGGGGGACCGGGGCACCCCCCGCCGCCGCCGCCCCCCGCCCCGCAGCAGCCGCCGCCGCCGCCGCCGCCGCCGCCGGCCGAGAGCGCCAAGGGGAAGCCCUACACGCGGCGGCCGAAGCCGCCCUACUCCUACAUCGCGCUGAUCGCCAUGGCCAUCCGCGACUCGGCCGGCGGCCGCCUGACCCUGGCCGAGAUCAACGACUACCUGAUGAGCCGCUUCCCCUUCUUCCGCGGCGCCUACACCGGCUGGCGCAACUCCGUGCGCCACAACCUCUCCCUCAACGACUGCUUCGUCAAGGUGCUGCGCGACCCGGCGCGGCCCUGGGGCAAGGACAACUACUGGAUGCUCAACCCCAGCAGCGAGUACACCUUCGCCGACGGCGUCUUCCGCCGCCGCCGCAAGCGCCUCAGCCGCGCCGCUCCGCCGCCGCAGCCCGCCCGCCCCGCCGCCGCCCCGCCGCCACCGCCACCGCCGCCGCCGCCGCAGGAGGCGGCCGGAGCGGGCGCCGCGUCCCCCCGCGGUUCCCCGCGGUGCUGCUGCGCCUCCUCGCCCUGCAACUGCGCGCCGGGCGCCUCCGCCAAGGAGGCGGCGGGCGGCGGCGGGGCGGCGGCGGCGGGCGGCGGCGGCGCCAAGUUCUCCAGCUCCUUCGCCAUCGAGAACCUCCUCCGGCGGCCGGCGGGGCCCCGCGCCGCCCCGCAGCCGCCGCCGCACGGCCGCCUCCUCUGGCCGGCGCCGCCCGCGCCUCCGCACCUGCUGCCCGGCCUCUACCCGCUGCUCCCCUACCCACCUGCCGCGCAGCCCCCGCCCGCCGCCGCCGCCUUCUACGGCGGCGGCCUCCUGCAGCUCUGCGCCUACGGGCUGGGCGAGCCGCCGCCGCUGCUGCUGGGGGGCGGGCGGCAAGCGUUGGCCCGGGGCGAGCCGCCGCCGGCGGCGGAGCGGCCGCGGGCGCCGCUCUUCCCUGCCGUCAUCGCCAAGGGCGGGCGGGGGCCGCCGCCCGGCUCCCCGCUCUACAGGCCCCUCCGGCUGGCCGGGCCGCUGCAGCCGGCGGCGGGGGGCUCGGCCUCCUUGCAGCCGUACGCCGUGGAGACCCCCCUGGCUUAAUGGAGCCCCCCUCCUCCCCUGCGAGGGGCCUGCCCGGGGAGGCGGGGAGGGGGAAAGGAGGAGGCUCUGGAUCCCGCACUUUAACUCCAGAGGCGACCAAAGCCUCCAAAGCGAAAGCCUCGGUGACUGUGCCUUAAUGAAAUGACAGUGGGUUUAACUUAAACCAAAAAAAAAAAAACC
Messenger RNA from Harpia harpyja (harpy eagle), 2281 nucleotides. It is a transcript of the gene FOXQ1, whose product is annotated as forkhead box Q1. Lineage: Eukaryota; Metazoa; Chordata; Aves; Accipitriformes; Accipitridae. Gene Ontology annotation, biological process: regulation of transcription by RNA polymerase II; anatomical structure morphogenesis; cell differentiation. The record is from RefSeq and is a predicted model, not a curated record. Bases 851 to 2101 code for a protein of 416 amino acids. Gene Ontology annotation, molecular function: DNA-binding transcription factor activity, RNA polymerase II-specific; RNA polymerase II cis-regulatory region sequence-specific DNA binding. The transcript has a single exon.